This is a messenger RNA of Chlamydomonas reinhardtii, 3234 nucleotides long. RefSeq lists its product as uncharacterized. The transcript has 9 exons. The record is from RefSeq and is a predicted model, not a curated record. The coding region runs from base 194 to 2446 and encodes 750 amino acids. NCBI's taxonomy places the organism in Eukaryota, Viridiplantae, Chlorophyta, Chlorophyceae, Chlamydomonadales, Chlamydomonadaceae.
CGUUUGCUUACAUACAUCUCAAAAUAAGACGACCAAAUAAUGCACAGUCUCAAGCAGUGACUUCUGUGUUUUCUUAGAGCAGCUUGACGCAUUACAUCUUGACAAGCAUCUCUAAUUAGGUGCGUCAGUACAGCGUAGGGCAUUAUCUGCUUGGAUUGGGCGCGCGGGCCCUCCGCCGGGGGUUGGCAUGGCCAUGAAUGGGGCUGGUGGCGCUGGGGCCGACGAGGAAAGCAUCCUAUCUCUGCUUGAACACUUUAAGGACGAUGGCAAAGUGGGGCUCUUAGUCAAAGAGCUGCAGGAGCUUUCUACACGCGUUCAGACGGCGGAGCUCGCGACCAUCGUCAACCCCCGGCGAGAUAUAGCGGGAACGCAGCGGAAGCACGGCCGGAGCAGCGACGGCUCCGCGCCACCGUCUCCUGCCCGGGGCCCCGGGGCCCCCUCAGUGGGACGGGCCAGCGGCGGGGGCGCAGCCGAGCCGCCCAACGCCGAGCGCGGGGCCAGCGGCUCAGCAGGCGGCGAGAAGCUGCGCGGCAUUGAUGCAUUUGCCAAUGCGGUGCGGCGGGUGCGGCACCAGCUGCCCAGCGGCUCCAUCACAGGCAUGGGCAGCGCCGCCGGCGGCUCGCGAGAUGCUUCGGUGUCGGGCGCCGAGGCGGGCACUGCGGCCGGUGGCGCCGCCGCCAACAACGAUAACAACAACAGCGGUGUCAGUGGCGCGGCGGGCGUCCGCGGUGGGCGUGUUGAAGAGGCGAUAUUGCCGGUGCCACCCGAGGAAACAUCACAGCCGCUGCCGGCCCCCACGGGCGGCCACGAGUGGGAGGCGCUGCAGGCGGCGGUGAACGACAGCGUGGCGGCCUUCGGCGCGGCGGCAGCCAAGAUGGGCUGGAAGAAGUGGGCGCUCACCCGGGCGCACUCGGUGCUGCUGGUGAGCCUGUUCUGGUGGGUGGUGGCGACCGCCUUCAAGUCGGACCACCCGCUUAGCCGGCCGCUGCAGGACUUUGCGUUCGGCCACUUCUGCCGCCACUACGUCACUGUGGUGCUGCAGCUGAGGGGCAAGGCGCGCGACCAGUACCAGCAGGUGUGGAUAGAGAUGAUGGCGGCGGCAUCGCUGUACCUGCUGGCAGAGGUGUUCCCACGGUCGCAGCACAAGUUUGACGAGGGCCUGCGCGCGCUCAUCACCAAGCAGCUGCGCCUGUGGACGGCGGGCGCGCUGCCGGCCGACAUGCACCCCUCCGCGCAUGCCGAUGCCCACGACCCCACGCCCGCAGCCUACUCCAUAUCCGCGCAGGCCGCCGCCGCGACCGCCGCGCAGAGCGGCGCCACGCGCGCGCAGCAGCAGGCCAAGGCGGCGGCGGCAGCCGCUGCCGCUGCCGCGGCGGCGCCGGCGCCCUCGCUGCCCAGCUUCAGCGGCCUGUCCACGGCGCACUUCGGCCGCGGCGCCUCCUCCCGCAGCUUCCGGUCCGCCAGCCGGCGGCAGAGCCUCAACGGCACCGCCCGCAGCCGCGCCAACACAGCCGCUGGCGGCCUGGGCGGCUUCGGCCACGGCGGUGGCUCGGACGGCGAGGGCGGCGGCUCGGCCGGGCCGCAGGCGUUCGUGUUCACCAAGAACAGCCCGGUGAUGGCACGCAUGCUGGCGGGGCAGGCGGCGGGCACCGUGCCGACAGGGCACGGCCCCGGGGGUGCUGCGGGGGGCGGAGGAGGAGGAGGCCCCACGCUGGGCGGGCCGGGCGCGCCGCCGGUGAUUAAGGGCCUGCGGAAGAACACGGUGGGCGGCACCCUGGCGCGUAUGCACAGGGCGCUGGAUGAGGCCAGUGACGAGGAGCUGAGCUACAGCCGCCUGGCCGCCAGCGCCACCACCUCCGCCUCCGACUCGGUGGCGGCCUACGAGGCCAGCAAGCGCGCCGCGGCGGCGGAGGCGGCGGCCCUGCGGCGCGGGCUGGCGGAGGCGCGCGCCGGCAUCGAGGCGCGUCAGCGGGCGGCGCUGGCUGGCGGCGGCGUGGCUGUGAAGCAGCUGAGCGACCGGCUGAGCGGCUACAUGCAGAACGACCUGGACAAGGCGCUGGCGGGCCACCCCGCCAGCUCUGAGCCGGUGGGCGGCCAGCACGGCGGGGCGGAGGCGCCGCGCUACCUGCGGCCCACAGCGGCGCAGCGGGCGGCGGGUGGCGGCGGCGAUGGCGGCAGUGCGGUGGUGAAGCCGGCCCGCCUCAUGGCGCCACUGUACGAGAUGCGGCGUGUGGAGGGCAACAUCCGCGCCGCACUGGCGGGCGGCCGCCACAGCAGCACCGACACGGCAGCGCGCACGGCGGCGGUGACGGCGGCGCGCGAGGCGGCGUCGGCUGCGGACUGGCGGCCGCUGGCGCAGUACCCUGUGGGCACCAAGGACACGCGGCGGCGCAAGAUGGCCGCAACCAUCCUUCACGGCCUAGACCUGGAGCAAUACGCCGUGUGAGGCACCACAGGGCAUGGGCUGGGGCGAUUCCCAGAUAAACGGUGGUUGGUUAGGCCAGCCUCUGCUUGGCGGAUACCGUGGUGGAAAUGACCGGUGGUGAAGCAUACAUACACAUGACUAUCCGCAGGCAAGGUAGUCUAUGCUGCUAUAUUUGGAGUGCGGGUCGCACAUAGGAAGAGGCAUCAGGCGCGCGAGGUUUAAUUGGUGGGGGGCUGCCGGGCUGGUAGGGCCUGCAAUCAGGCGCCUGGGCCUGGCGGGCCGAACUGUCUACCUCAUGCUUUGGUUGUUUAAGACAGCUGGCACGCGGACGGGAAAGCCCCCAUGCAGGCUGUACUGCGGCGGCUGCUGAGCCGGCAAGCAUGUGUGUUGGCGGCUGUGGGCCAUGCGUGCUAGACAGGUGGUGCGGAAUAGCGCGGCAGCUGUGGAGAAUUCUUCGCUCCUGCGCCUGUCUACUGAUGGGGGGACGUGGCCGUUGCAGGUGCUAACGUAGAUGGCUCGGCAGCUUGAGUCGCGCUAGGAUGCGUGAGUUGGAUGUCUAGGACGUGGACAUGGCCGUGACGUGCACCAUUGUUGGUGCGCGUGCACCGAGCCCGACGGGAAACCUGAGGGACAAGCGUGAUGCUAGUAGUACCCCGGCGGGGGCGGGGCAAAACCCAAAACCCAUCAGGCGUCUGCAAUGGGCCUGGCGGGUAGGGGCCUGUUCCAGCCCGGCAAGAGAACAUCGCUGGCGCAUAAAGGCUGGUGCGAGCCUGGCUUCAACGUUUAACAUAAUUAAUCGUUGAUUAACC